AUUUUAUAUUUUCCUGUUCUUCGUCCUAGUAAAAACGUUGAAGAUACCUACUGCUUCGUAUAAUACUUAAUAAAUUAUAUCACAACCUCAUUCGCAUGGAUGAUACACUAUUGCUCAUUCGUAAGUGAUGGUUUCGCCGAGAUAGACGUGCUGUGAUUAAAUAACAUGUUUCAUAUAAAGUGUGCCUUUGUGUUAUUAUGUGUCCAUAUUAUAGUUUCGUCUGGGCAACCUCGAAUGAAGUUCUUUCGCAAGGACUACCAUUUUAUAGAGACGACGGGCAGUUUUUAUAAAAUUCAAACAAUACACAAAAAUUGGGAACAAGCGAAAGAAAAAUGUGAAAUGGAGGGGGCCACACUAUUUUACCCUGAUGAUGAUGAUGAAGCUGAAGCAGUUAUGUCGUUUUGGAAUGAAACGCAACCAUUUUCGUGGGUGUUUAUUGGUGUCUCCGCUUUAAAUGUGCCCGAAGUAUUUGAAACUGUGGAUGGUAUUCCUAUAGGUGAAGUGUAUGACAGAUGGGGACCAGGAGAGCCCAACAAUGCUGGUGGCAAAGAGAGCUGUGUUAUAUUACGUCGGGACGGUACUCUUAACGACGAUCAGUGUGGUAAAGCCUACCCAUAUAUUUGCAAGAAGACUUUAGGGUCUCUCGAAUGGAACAACGUGUGUGACAUACCCGAUACGAAAUAUGAAUACAGUGAAAAGCUGGGCAGAUGUUAUAAAUUUCAUUCGACUCCUAUGAACUGGACAGCGGCGUAUACCGUUUGCAGUGCAGAACAGUCAUAUUUAGCCAUCAUAGAUAGUCAACAAGAAGCUGAUCAUCUAGUAAACUUAACAAAUAAUGCUAAUAAAGAUGUAGGCGGUAACUUCCUGAGGGGCGCCGUACAUUUAGGUUUUGUUCAAAGAAAUGAAUGGCGAUCAAUAAAAGGCAUGCCAUUAAAAUCUCUGGGAUAUACCAGAUGGGGAAACGGACAACCAGACGGCGGUGAGAAAGAAAAAUGUGGAUCAAUGUUCUACAAUGGCAAACUCAAUGACAUAAGUUGUAGCCAAAAAUGCUUCUUUAUUUGCGAGCAUGAAAUAUCAUUUCUCGAAUCUGCGAUCAAUCCGAGGAAGUGAUGGCGGCCAUUAGACAAAUCGAUGAAAUAAUAUAUCGUCUUAUAAAUCGGGAACUAAUGUUUGCCCGAAUGUGAUAUCAAGGUUCCAUAUCAUUAAACAUAUCCAAAUAAAUACUUUAAGAUAAAACUAUUUUCUAUUGU
This is a messenger RNA of Zerene cesonia (dogface butterfly), 1250 nucleotides long. RefSeq names its product macrophage mannose receptor 1-like (gene CTL10). The transcript has 6 exons. NCBI's taxonomy places the organism in Eukaryota, Metazoa, Arthropoda, Insecta, Lepidoptera, Pieridae. Bases 166 to 1110 code for a protein of 314 amino acids. The record is from RefSeq and is a predicted model, not a curated record.